This is a messenger RNA of Drosophila grimshawi, 2549 nucleotides long. RefSeq names its product NADH dehydrogenase [ubiquinone] flavoprotein 1, mitochondrial (gene ND-51L1). NCBI's taxonomy places the organism in Eukaryota, Metazoa, Arthropoda, Insecta, Diptera, Drosophilidae. Gene Ontology annotation, molecular function: NAD binding; FMN binding; NADH dehydrogenase (ubiquinone) activity. The coding region runs from base 106 to 2484 and encodes 792 amino acids. Gene Ontology annotation, biological process: mitochondrial electron transport, NADH to ubiquinone. The record is from RefSeq and is a predicted model, not a curated record. The transcript has a single exon.
CGUAAGCAAUUUCCGUUGAAUUGCAAUAAAACAUUUUUGGCAAAUUGUAAAAAACCAACAGGAAAUGUUGGUGGAAACGCCAAAAUACACGAGGAACUUCUCGUCAUGCGGAGUAAGAACAAAGAUGUGGGAAAGCUGGCAUUUGUAGGCUACGAAUUGAAAGCAGGAUUAAUAGCUGGUAAUGACGCAAGAUUGGGAAAUGUUUCGUUGCUGUUGAAGCUGCCCGCACAGAUGAUCCAAGUCCGCAUUAUGUGCACCAAGGGAAAGGGCAGCAGUUGUGAUGAUGAUGAUGAUAUCGCUGGCCAUACUGAAGCGAAGCAUCCGGUUGACACAGACGACUGUUCUUAUCCAAUACAGUCGAUCCCCACAUUGUCGGUGCCCGAAAUUAUUGAGAAUAAAAAGCACAGGAUGCGCACAAUGAUUAGGGAGCGACAGGGGACUCAUCAAAUCGUAAAGGAACCCGAUAAGGUGGAAACCAUUAUUAAGUUAAAGGAACUCACGAAAUUUCCACUAAAGACCGAAUAUGAAAGCACCACAAAAUUUCCACUCAAUGAGCGGUUGGCCGAAACCGAAGAUAGCCAAGUAGCCGAAGUGCUAAGCAAAGCCAAGGAAGAAGUGGACAAAAUCAAAUGCUUGCCCGUUCUCCGCGCUCUGAAAGAGAAGCAAAAUGAACAGACAAUCAAAGAGGACGAGGGCAAAGAAAGCUCUGGCGAUGGAGAAAGGUUAACUGGGAAUAAGUCUGCACCAGGUGACUACAGAAUUGCUAAGCCAACGCCCCCCUCGGGACCUGCCAAACAUUUUUCCACAUCCGGAUGGUCAACUGCCAAGUCCGGAGACUCGGACAAAACCAAGUCUGGUUCUUGUGAUCCGGCCAAGCCUCCAGAUGAAAGCAAUGUUCCACCUCCCACAAAGCCGGCAGGGGCAGCACCACCACCGCCUCCUGCAAAUAAGACUCCAUCUUCUGGAGGAGCUGAAAAACCACCACCACCAUCUCCUCGAAAACCACCUGCAAGUAAACCUCUAUCCUCUGGAGGAACUGCAAAAUCUCCACUAAAGGCACAAACUGCAAAUAAGCCGCCAUCCUCAGCAGGAGCUGGAAAACCGCCAGGUCCACCACCUCCACCAAAGGGUCCUCCGCCGGGCACUCCGCCACCACAAACCAAGACCAAAUUUGGUCCGCUUGCGGAUGCGGAUAGAAUAUUCACGAAUCUCUACGGACGCCACGACUGGCGCCUAAAGGAGGCAAUGAAACGUGGCGACUGGUACAAGACCAAAGAGAUCAUCGAGAAGGGUUCACCCUGGAUCAUCAAUGAGAUUAAGACAUCGGGUCUGAGGGGACGCGGUGGUGCUGGUUUUCCGAGCGGUCUCAAAUGGUCGUUUAUGAAUAAGCCACCGGAUGGACGACCCAAGUUUGUUGUCGUCAAUGCUGACGAGGGUGAGCCGGGCACUUGCAAGGAUCGGGAAAUCCUCCGACACGAUCCACAUAAGCUGGUCGAGGGUUGUUUAAUAGCAGGAUGCGCAAUGGGCGCCAACACUGGCAUCAUCUAUGUGCGUGGCGAGUUCUUCAACGAGACCUGCAAUCUGCAGUACGCCAUUCUGGAGGCCUACAACGCUGGCUAUUUGGGCAAGAAUGCGUGCGGCUCCGGCUUCGAAUUCGAUUUGUAUGUGCAACGCGGCGCUGGCGCCUAUAUUUGUGGCGAGGAGACCUCCCUAAUCGAAUCCAUCGAGGGCAAGGCCGGCAAACCGCGCUCCAAGCCCCCAUUUCCCGCGGACGUUGGCGUCUUCGGUUGCCCCACAACGGUGACCAAUGUGGAGACUGUGGCUGUGGCACCCGCAAUAUGUCGGCGCGGCGGAAAAUGGUUUGCCAGUUUCGGGCGCACUGGAAAUUCGGGCACGAAGCUCUUCAACAUUUCGGGGCAUGUGAAGCGACCCUGCACCGUCGAGGAGGAGCUAUCGAUGCCCACCCGUGAGAUCAUCGAGCGACAUGCAGGCGGUGUUACUGGCGGCUGGGAUAAUCUGUUGGCCAUCAUACCCGGUGGCUCGUCAACUCCAUGCAUACCCAAGGCGGACGCGGAGAAGGCCAUCCACGACUAUACCGGACUGAUGGAGGUGCGCUCCUCCCUCGGCACUGGCGCCAUCAUUGUGAUGAGCAAGCAGACCGACAUUAUCCGUGCCAUUGCACGCCUCAGUGCGUUCUACAAGCACGAGAGCUGCGGCCAGUGCACCCCGUGCCGCGAGGGCCUCCACUGGGUGCAUCUGAUUAUGCAGCGCUUUGUCACCGGCCAGGCGCAGGUCGGGGAGAUUGACAUGUUGUGGGAGCUAACCAAGCAGAUCGAGGGGCAUACCAUUUGUGCCCUGGGCGACGGUGCCGCAUGGCCGCCACAGGGACUAAUGCGUCACUUUCGACCGCUGAUCGAGGAGCGUAUACGAGAGCGCGAGGCAUGCAACACCAAAGCGGCUGCUGCUGCCGGUCAAUCCUCAUAACUCACACAAUACUGUUUUAGUUUACUUUUCUUCUCUUUUUUCGCAUUAAAAAUGAUGCACAACUA